AUGUCAUCCAUCACCUGGGCAUCUUCCUACAAGCGUUUGUUCAGUGCGAUGCCCGAACUUCCGCUCAUCCUAGCGACCCAUUCAUCGUCUUUGUCGGGUGAAUCGUGGGGUGUGGGAUCCUGGUGCGAGUUGCAUGAUGCAAGUAAUUUUGGACGGUCGCAAACCGAUACCCUUUCCCGAGCAAGCAGUCGCGAAUACGCACCGCUGUCUACGAUGCUCGGAUUCUUGGAAUGCCGAUUACGAAUUGCCGGGUCGGGGAUCCCUCUCCUUUCGAUCUACUGGGAAUAUGACAAGCUCAGAUCGGGAUCGUAA
This is a messenger RNA of Dissoconium aciculare CBS 342.82, 312 nucleotides long. RefSeq lists its product as uncharacterized. The transcript has a single exon. NCBI's taxonomy places the organism in Eukaryota, Fungi, Ascomycota, Dothideomycetes, Mycosphaerellales, Dissoconiaceae. The coding region runs from base 1 to 312 and encodes 103 amino acids. The record is from RefSeq and is a predicted model, not a curated record.